UGAGAAUUCCAUGGACCCUCAAACACCGUAUAAAUAAGAGUAUAAAUAUGUGUGAGCCUUUGCACUCCGCCGCCUCAUUCAUCUUAUUCAGUUCUCAAAACUCUAUCCUCCGAUUCUCUCUUUUCUUCGCGAACCCUAUUACGAGCUUCUCAUCAAUUCCAGUUGUUCAUCAAAUCUUCCGGUUGUUGGUUUGGCGUCCCUGCAAGUUCUGCUGUGGCAGAUUAUAAAGUGAAAGUGUCACGCCCAAGUUUCUUUCAUGUUUGAACAGGCUACUACCCAUUUUGGAGCAAUUGAGCUGCUAGCAGAGUAUUUUUCUUCUACUAGAAAAAACUACAUACCUUUGUCGUGCCAAGUUAGCUGUAUGCAUCGUGAGACAUACCAUAAAAUCCCUCGGUUUUCUGAUUGCGGUUGGCCACCUACCAUAAUCUCUGAAGGAGAGUCUUUGAGGGUGCAAGCAGCCUUAGAGACCACUACCCCAGCUUUGUAUUGCUUUCUCUGAACAUCUAUUUGUUAAUCAUCAUCAUCAUGGCUCUGCAGAACAUUGGUGCCGCAAAUAGCGAUGAUGCCUUCUACAGGUAUAAGAUGCCUAAAAUGAUAACCAAGAUUGAGGGCAGAGGUAAUGGCAUCAAAACCAAUAUUGUCAAUAUGGUUGACAUUGCAAAAGCGUUGGCUAGGCCGGCAUCUUACACCACCAAAUAUUUCGGUUGUGAGCUUGGAGCACAAUCAAAAUUCGAUGAGAAAACUGGCACUUCUCAUGUUAAUGGAGCACAUGAUACUGCAAAACUUGCGGGCCUUCUUGAGAACUUCAUUAAGAAAUAUGUCCAAUGCUACGGUUGUGGAAAUCCUGAAACUGAUAUUUUGAUUACAAAGAGUCAAAUGAUCCAGCUGAAAUGUGCUGCUUGUGGUUUUGUGUCUGAUGUGGACAUGAGGGACAAGCUGACUACCUUUAUCAUCAAGAACCCUCCCGAAGCAAAGAAAGGAUUGAAAGACAAAAAGGCCAUGAGGAGAGCUGAGAAGGAGAGGAUGAAGGAAGGUGAAAUGGCUGAUGAGGAACAGAAGAAACUGAAGAAAGAGGUUAAGAAGAAAGGCUCUUCAUCGUCAAAGGAUGGCACUGUAAAAUCUAGUAAGAAGAAAGCAGGUAGCUCUGAUGAGGAACGUGUAUCUCCUACACACAGUCAAAUUGAUGAGAAAGAGGAGGCUCGUGAUGAAGAUGAUGAUGGUGAUGAUGAUGUUCAGUGGCAAACGGAUACAUCUAUUGAUGCUGCUCGUCAACGUAUCCAAGAACAGUUAAGUGCUGUGACUGCUGAUAUGGUCAUGCUCUCGACAAAUGAACCAGAGAAGAAGAAAAAGACAGAAAGCAAGGGUUCUGAGAAUGGUGACACUGUGAACUAUGCAACUGUGGUCAGGGAAGUGAAAGCAUAUUUGAAGAAAGGUGUUGCAGCGAAGGAAUUGCAGUCACAUAUUGCUGCAUUUCCUGUAUCUGCUCAGGAGAAGAUGAAUGCACUUCUUGAAGGAUUAUUUGAUGGCAUCGAGAAAGGGUUUGGAAAAGAAGCUACCAAGAGGAAGAAUCACCUUGCUGCUGCAGUUGCUGGAGAUGACGAGGGAUCGCAGCUGUUAUUGCUCAAUGCUGUUGAGGAGUUCUGUUACAAGAAAGGUAGCAAUGCAUUGAAGGAGGUUGCCCUUAUUCUGAAAGCCCUCUAUGAUGUUGAUUUGGUGGAGGAAGAGCACGUCGUCCAUUGGUAUUCAAAGGGACUGAAGGGUGAUAAGAAGGACUCUCAGAUAUGGAAGAAUGCUCAACCAUUCAUUGAUUGGCUUCAGAAUGCUGAGUCAGAAUCAGAGGAAGAAUGAGAAUGAGAAAAGUUUGUGCUCAGUUCAGAAUAUUGAAGAUUAUGAUAUCACAUUUACUUACUGUUAUUGUCCUCAGUUUGUUGAUUUUCUUUACUGUUGUGUCCUUUUAUUUUGAAUAAAGGGUCUUGUUUUGGCCCCUUGUGUGGUUGAAGUGUUGCUACAGUUCAUGUAUCUGUCUGGAUUAUGCUUGAUAUUGUGUUCUAAGUACUAUGGUUUUAGUUAUAUAUUCGCUAUAAGAUAUGUUUCUGAUUA
This is a messenger RNA of Arachis stenosperma, 2100 nucleotides long. Its product is annotated as eukaryotic translation initiation factor 5-like. Bases 526 to 1848 code for a protein of 440 amino acids. Gene Ontology annotation, biological process: formation of translation preinitiation complex; formation of cytoplasmic translation initiation complex; translational initiation. The record is from RefSeq and is a predicted model, not a curated record. NCBI's taxonomy places the organism in Eukaryota, Viridiplantae, Streptophyta, Magnoliopsida, Fabales, Fabaceae. Gene Ontology annotation, cellular component: cytosol. Gene Ontology annotation, molecular function: translation initiation factor activity; eukaryotic initiation factor eIF2 binding; GDP-dissociation inhibitor activity. The transcript is spliced from 2 exons.